CUGCUGAACUAGCUGCACCACUUUAUGGUCAUUCAUUCAGACAGCGCACUUCAUAAUUCAUUGUUUGUCACAAAGAUUGUUCAUGCGAAAUGGAUAACCUAGAUCGUUUUUUGGCUAAAGAGAGGGCAUGUUUGAAAGAGGAGGAACCACCUUACAUGACAAUCAAGACAAAGUCAGACAAUGUAAACUCUGUAAAGGAGAACGCUGCUCCAUUUGACUGGGCAUCAACUCAAAGAGAACUUCCAAACCCUGGCAGAGAAGAGAGCUCAGGAUUAAGUUUGCAGUUGGGAGCAGAAUAUGAGCAGAAGAAGCAAAAACUCAAGCAAGAGCUUCGUUUGGACUACAGACGAUAUGUGGCUCAGAAAAAGGAUCUGCAUACUGGUGAACCUGGCCCACAGGCUCAAGGCCUCUCCUUACCCAUUGGUGAGAGGAGAUUUGCCAAGGACAAAUUAAGAGAUGAAAGAAACAAGGAAUACAACCUCUUCCUUAAAGGACGGCCAGGGCAAAUAAGGAGACUACUUUCAAAUGCCUCUCAGGAGCAGGCCCCGGAGACUGUGAGUCCAACUGUACUUUAUUCUCCCCCAGCCAUACCAGAGGCCCAGCAUAACACCCAGCUUAACCAUGGAGGCCAGCCUUGGGAGCGACUCCCAUCCAAGAGGGACGCUGCCACCCUAACCGACAGGGGGACAGGGACAGAGGGUCAGGCCCCACGAGGCCGGAGGCACUGGGAGCUCCACAGACCAGAGGAGUCCCUGGAGCGCUGGAAGAGGAGGAGGCCCAGGAGGAGAAGCAGGCACAGGGAUGAGUACAACUCUGAGGAGGAAGAAGAGGAGUUUGAGUUCUUGGAGAGGGGGAGAUCCAGACGGAGCCGAGAGCCAGAGUACACUGGGAGAAGAGAGAGGAGAAUAGUUAAUCACAGCCCUGACAGAGUUCUGCGGGAGAGGAGGGAGGUGGAGCCGCCUGUUGUCCAUGAAGAGGACUUCAACGACCGGAUCAGAAAGUCCCAGUCGGUGACACCAAAACCCAAUGCUGUGAUGCCAGCGGCCAUGAAGACCGCCGAGAGAUCCAGGUCUGCAGCCCACAAGGACAAGGCCCAGUUUUUCACCGGACUCAUGAUCGGCGGGGAAACAGAGGGGGAUGUGGCCACACAGAGGCGGAAGGACCGCUACAGACAGGAGCUGCUGGAACAGAUGGCUGAGGGGCAGAGGAACAAAAAGAAGGAGAAGGAUCUUGAGCUGAGGGUUGCUGCCACUGGGGCGAUUGACCCAGAGAAACAGCCUGACCGCAUUAUGCAGUUUGGGGCGGUGAACCGCGAAUAUGAGGGCCGGAGACGUGACAUCCCCUAUAGACCCGGAGUAGGCCUUGACGCCCCGGGGACCAACUCUAGCCCCAGGCCCCGCCAGGAGAUGCCUGAGGCGGGCACAGAGGAGAGAGGUCCCCCUGGGAGGCCCCGUGUUGCCUUCCCCUCCCCUCCAAUGGACUACACUAACAUCUUGGGUCAACUAACAGGGGCAGGGGGGCCGCGGUUAGGAAUGGGGGCUGGAGCAGGGGCAGGCAUGGGGGUGCCUGGGGGCGCCCCUCUCAAUGAAGACUUCCACAGGAGCCUCUCUAGUACCCUGGUAGAGAUAGUCGCCCCAAGAAUUGCUAGCUUACCUCCUCCAUUGCCGCCCACUCUAACUGAUGCCUACAGGACUCCGUAUGAUGAGGCCUAUUACUACUAUGGAGCAAGGAAUCCACUGGACAAAAAUCUGCUCCACUAUGGACCUCAAGGAGGUGGAGGGCAGCCCAUGGUCUUCUCAAAUCUGCCUCCAGGAAUGAUGCCUCCACCUGGACAUCAAGGGGCCCGAGGAGCCUAUCAGCAUGCUGUGGCCCUCCCUGGAGCUGGGCUGGGUGUUGGAGCGAUAGGAGAGAGGCCCAAGCAGUCCAAGGAGAGUGUGUUGAACUACCAGGGAGCAUUGAGACAACAGAUCCAGGAAAGAGAGGAGCGAAAAAGACAGGAGAGGGAGAAAAGGGAUCGCUAUGAUGCCAAGAUCGAGGCCGAGAUGAAGGCCUAUGAUCCCUGGGGGAAGGGGGGAGGAGGGGCCCCUCUCAAAGACGACAGGGGAAAUCUCAUCAGUGAUCUGAACAGAAUGCACAGGAUCAACAAGGAGGUGUACGUAAACCCAGAGUCCAGGGACAGGAGAUGGCCGCAGGGCUCUGUAGGCAGGAUUGGAGGUGGAGGGGGACUUACCCCCAGGGGAAUAUCAGGUUUCUCCUUUGCCCAGACGUCCCAGUUCGCCCGUAGCAACGUGUUCAGUGAUCAGCCUACUCCACAGCAGCUCCAGGAUCAGGACACAUACAAAGACUACCUGAAGCAGCAGAUCGAAGAGAAAAGGAGGAAGGAGGCGAAGGAGAGGGACCGUGAAAGGAUGGAGGAGGAGAGGGAGGAGAAGAGGCUGGCAGAGCAGAGGGUUCUUAUCCAGCAGGAGUUUGAGGAGGAGCAGCAGAGGAGGAAACGGAAGGAGAUGGAGCAAAGUGCCAAGAAUGAAGAGCUGAUCCGCCAGGCUGAGGAGCGCCGUAAAGAGGCGGACAGGAAGAGCAGGGAGGAGGAAGAGCGUGAGAGCAAGACCCUGAGACAGCAGGUUGAGAGGGAAAGACGGGCGCGAAAGGAAGAGAGUCAGAGAGAUCCGUCACCACCUAUCCCAGCCCUGCAGAAGAGACUGGGGAAGCAGCACCUCACUCCCAGACCUCCCUCUGCUGUCAGCCAGCUCUCUUCUAGGGCCCUGUCUGAGCGUUCUAUGUCAGCACCACACUCUCCACCUGUACCUGCCAGGAGAAACCAGCUCCGAGCCACAGAGGACCAGCAGCAGGGUGUGAUCAGCGAGUUGUCCACGCUGCGGAGACAGCUGCGGAGCGAACAGAGACGGCUGGAGGGGCAGCUGCUGCAGAGUGACAGAGAGGAGAUAGACACAGCCAUCUCCACCAGGCGCAGAGGGCGCCCCCAUGGGGACGUGUUUGAGAUGGCACUCAUCAGAGCCCAGGGGUCGUCCAGACGACCCAACUCUGGAACGGCUGCUGCAGCUGCCCAUGUCAACAUGCAGAACAUCAGGGAAUUCAACCAGCUCAAAUACAGAGCAGUGAACCAGGAUGGGGAUGGUCCAGUCGUCAAUGUGAGCUCUGUCCAGGACCGGACGCUGUGUAGGAGUGCCGAGGGGCUUGACCUGUGA
Molecule: messenger RNA, 3206 nt
Organism: Salvelinus sp. IW2-2015
Lineage: Eukaryota; Metazoa; Chordata; Actinopteri; Salmoniformes; Salmonidae
Product: centrosome and spindle pole-associated protein 1
Exons: 25
Coding region: 90-3206 (1038 amino acids)
Biological process (GO): positive regulation of cytokinesis
Cellular component (GO): spindle pole; centrosome; microtubule
Source: RefSeq, a predicted model, not a curated record